Messenger RNA from Caenorhabditis auriculariae, 6146 nucleotides. The record is from the annotation of a GenBank genome assembly. Lineage: Eukaryota; Metazoa; Nematoda; Chromadorea; Rhabditida; Rhabditidae.
AUGGAAGUUGAUGAGCCGACUGCGACGUCAUCAGCGUCGAAUGCGCUUGUUGCCAUGGACACAUCCGAAGGCCCGAUCGAACCCGACGAAGUUUAUGGUUGGAUCAAAUCGAUUUGAUCAAGAUAACAAUGUAAGUUGCAGCGGAGCAAAUAGAGUGGAGAUUUAGCCAAGUGAAGGGCAACAUCGACGUCGAGGACGGCCACACCGAAGGUUUCUCUCUGUUCUGCAAGUCUUCUCUAUCAUUUCCGUUUUCAGCCGACAUUAUUUCCUGCGUCGAGUUUUCCCAUGACGGAGAGUACCUCGCCACCGGCGACAAAGGUGGCCGAGUCGUCAUUUUCCAGCGCGACCAGAGCGUUCGUUUUUCUGUAGAGAUUAUGCAAAUCAACAAUGGAACUCUUUUUCAGCAAUGUUUAGCUUAUAAAUUCCAGUUCGUUGAAAAAAAUGUUUCUGUGUGAUAAUGGCGUGUUCAAAGUAAUUUCCGCGAAAUGAAAAAUUAUCUCUGACUCUCCAAGAUUUAGUUAUCUCUUUCUUUCUCUGACGACUAUUUUGGAUUUCACUUUGAACACGGCACAAACUUCAAUGCAAAUCGAAAACUGCGAAAAACCAUAAAACUGGAUGAAUUAUUGAACUUUUGCAGGGGAAAUAUAUAAAAGGAGCCCGCUCAAGAGAAUACAAUGUUUAUUCGACGUUUCAAUCUCACGAGCCGGAAUUCGAUUACUUGAAGUCUUUAGAAAUAGAAGAGAAAAUCAACCAGAUACGGUGGCUGAAAAAGAAAAAUGCGGCCAACUUUAUUCUGUCGACGAAUGGUUCGUCCUUUGCUGAUAAUUGUGGUUCACGGCUUUUUCUUGAAGAUAAAACAGUCAAGCUUUGGAAAAUCAGCGAAAGAGAACGGAGAAUGGCCGACGACUCGUGGAACCUUCCCAGGACGAAUAGGAUAAAGUUAGUCAAAUCCAGAAUCUGCGGUCUACUUUUUUUUUUUUCUAUCCUAGGACAGUUCCUAGGAACUCCAGAGCGGUCACUACAGGGAUAAUUUUAAAAGCCCUUGGAGGGUCCUCUAUAGGGAAAACUAAAGCUUUCGAAAGUGCUGCCUAUAUUCAUUUCAUUCAUUUCAUUUCAAGUGUUUAUUCGCCAUUCCGCAAUCAGCACGACAAAUACAAAAAAAUAUUGGUAAUUCUAUUCGAUAAAUGUUAUGAACUUCAAGCGUAGAAGCAUUUCCGUUGGAAAAAAUAAAGAAAUAAGCGUUUUCUGAAUGAAAUUGAAAAACCACUAUAGGGACCACUUGAGUUCUAGGGGCUAAGGGGUCAGACCCUAAACCACUAGAGGGACCACCUUAUUUUUACUUUUAUAGAGAUUACUUUUUCGGCCCCUAUAGAAAUGGUUUUCGCCCCUAAGCCCUAUAGGGACCACUCUGGAAGGUUAGAGAAAAAACUAAUUUUAAAAUGGUUGAUCACUGCUUUUGAUAAAGAUGCUGGCGAAAUUUUAGAAGAAUUUCACUAUCAGAACAAAAAAAUUGUGCAUCUGGGAACACUGCUAAUUUACAGCUCUGCGUUCCGAGGCCGCCUCCAGAUCCCGAACAUUGUGCCGAUGGAAUUGAUAGUGGAAGCGAGUCCCCGACGCGUCUAUGGCAAUGCCCACACUUACCACGUCAAUAGUAUUUCGGUCAACUCGGAUCAGGUUUUUUUUUUUCAGUUUUAUCCCUUUUUUUCAUUGGAGAUUGGAGAAGUUUGUGAUUUUUAUGGGCUGUUCAACUUGAACCGCUUUUCAUUUUCUUGUAACAUUUCUUUGAACUUUCCACUUUUUAGGAGACUUUCCUCUCGGCCGACGACCUCAGAGUGAACUUGUGGCACUUGGAGAUCACUAAUGAGUCUUUCAGUGAGUUGCUAAUUUUCGAGACUUCUCAGCAAAUGCCCUUCUUUUUCUGACUCUGACGUGGCGCCCGGAUUAUCUCCGAAUCGGCGCCGGCUUUCAAUACUCGCCUUCUAAUUUUGAACAUUGGCCCAUAAUCCCCAGUGUUAUUUUUUCUGCGGAUUAAAUGUGUCGACUGAAAACGCUUCAUCCAUAUACAUCUUAUAAAUCUAUAUCGGAAGAAAACUAAGUUUUUGAACAGUAAGAAGCCAACGGGGAGUAUUGAGAACUAUUCAACUUUGCUCCAGAAAACUUUUGAAACUUUCCAAAAAAUCAAACUUGCUCAACUGUUUCGUUUUUUUGAACAUGGCUUCCAUUCUCGGAAAAUGAAAAAGUUCCACAGAUUUUCGAGAUCUUCCUGGGAAAGUUUUUAGUGGCCACUAUAGAGGUUCGCCAAGGACUACUUGGAGAGGACACUAAAGUGGCCACUGAACCCACCUCUAUAGUGGCCACUAUUUGCCGUUUUAGUGUCCACUAUAAAGGCUCUCUAUUUAGUGGCCACUUCAGUAGUUUUUCAUCCAGUAUUCCUUAAAGUAUUUCUGAUAACUUUAAAACAAACAUAUUAGACCAGUUAUGUUGAUCCAUUGGCCCCUGAAGUGGCCACCUAAAAUUUUCAAUGGCCUAGUAGUAGCACGUAGACCUCUAUAGUGGCCACUAAUUUUAAACCCCUUGAGUGGCCACUAUUUUGACUACUAUAGGGGCCACAAAACGUCAAAACCCUAUAGUGGCCGCUAAAAAUUUUCCCAGUUCAUGAACGGGAUCAUGAAGAAAUAUUUUCGCUGAUUUCUGGCUUGAAAAAAUGUGUUUGAUUGACUCAGCGGAGCAAUUGAAACUGAAUAGAAACAGAUUUUAAAAAAAACUGCUGAUUUUUGUUAAUCGAUAACUUUUCGGUUUCAGAUAUUGUCGACAUCAAGCCAACAAACAUGGAGGAACUCACAGAAGUGAUCACGGCGGCCGAAUUUCAUCCCCAGCAGUGCAAUUGGUUCCGUUAAUUGCUUUAAUAUUUUAUAUCAACAAAAUCUGAACGUUUUUUGGGUUGCUUUCAAAAAUAAUACGUUUGGCCCAUUUCGGGAAAAUGUCUAGGUUCGCGACUUUCACAAAAAAUGAGAGCUUGCCACGUAAAGGAAGUUUUCUCACUUUUCUGGCGCCUUUUAUCUCUAUCACUGACUAUACGGUCUUGUAUUUCAUUAAAAUCACUAUUUCAUUUUUUAAAAUGUAGAAUCUGAUCAAUGAAAAAAGGAUGAUUUUUUGGUGGUAUGAAAUAAAAUAAAAACGGAAUUUCGAACGGCGACUUUUCCGAUUUUUUCAUAUCGCUAGGGAACUUGUCGACUAAUCCUUUUCCGACUUUUUUUUUCUCGAUAAACUCUUCUUUUUGAAUUUUCCUAUGUAAAAUAGGUAGUUGAUUCAUGAUUAAAACACAAAAAAAAGGAAAAAUGUUAUUUUUUCUGGAAACUUUGCAGUCGAAAAGUUCCCUAGCGGUAUGGAAAAUCGGAAAAAUUUAGAAAUCCGCUGUUUUUUUUUCAUACCGCCGAAGAGCUGCCAGAGAAAAGAGGUUGUCUCACUUUUCUGGCGUCUCUUCGAACCUUCUUUUAUCUCUAUCACUAUACGGUCUUGUAUUUCAUUAACAUCACUGUUUCAAUUUUUAAGUGUGGCCAAUCAAAAAUGAAUGAUUUUUGAAGGUUCGUAUACUCUUCCUCCAAAGGAUCAAUACGACUGUGCGACAUGCGUGACCGGGCACUAUGCGACGCGCACGCCAAGAGUCAGUGACGAUUUUUCCGCUGAAGUAAUCCUUUGAUUCGCAGUUUACGAAGAGCCCGAAGACCCGCAGACACGGUCCUUCUUCUCUGAAAUCAUCGCUUCCGUCAGCGACAUCAAAUUCUCCCACAGUGGUCGCUACUUGCUCACCCGUGACUAUCUCACCGUCAAGGUAUGUUUUUGACGCGUUUUUGAAAAUUUGAUGGGUCUUGAGUUGUUAAAACCAAUAAAAUUUUCAUUUAUGAGAAGCUAGCUGGAAGUUCUGAAGAAAAAUAAACUGGAAAAUAAGGUUCAUAGUUUACUUCUACGUGUGGCUUUUUCUUUAUUCUCGAUGACAUCAUAUUAGUCGGAAAAGGCCCAAAUUUUAUUUUUCCGUCCUUUCCAUUUAAUCCGAAAAAUAGUUGUUUUCUAUGACUUGAGAAUCUUCUGCAUUAUGAUUCUGUUUUUCAACGAAAAAAACUAUCUUAUUAAUGCGGUUAUAUGAAAAUUAUAUAAUUUAUCUUCUUUUUAUUGGUUCUUAUGAUGAAAUGGCGAAGAUUUGAAAAAAGUUCUAGGCGAAAAAUUGGUCUAUACCAAAACCAUUUCCUGGGCUCCGUAUAAUUUCGACCAUUUUUCUGAAUACUUUAUUGUAUGGUCUAUUAGUCCGUUUUUUGCGACUUGAAAAGAUGAGACUUCUCUGCGCCCUCCUUAUCUCUCGACGUCUCUCUCAUGUUUACUUGCUAUUUCCAUGUUUCUCUGACCUUGCCGGUGAGGGAACAGAGAGACGCAGACACGCGAAAACUGUCAAGUCGCGCCGGACGGACUAUAAAACUCACUUUUUGCAGCUUUUUGUAAGUUAUUCAUUUUGAGGUGUGGGACCUGAACAUGGAGUCGCAACCUGUCGAGACGUAUCCCGUCCACGACUACCUACGGACUAAACUCUGUGCGCUCUACGAGAACGACUCUAUUUUCGACAAGUUCGAGUGUGGAUGGAGCGGCGACGACAAGUAGGCCAGAUCCCCUCGGAAGGAAUAUUACGUCGAUUUCAGACACAUUCUCACCGGCUCCUACCACAACCUGUUCCGGACGUAUUCCCGACACGCUCGAGGCAACGUCGCCGAAGCGAAGACUUGGGAGGCCCGGCCGCAAGAGCCGCACGCCCCUCUCAGAACUCGCAAAGUCGGAUCCGGCGGCAAGCGGAAACGCAAUACAGUCCCUGGCAACGCCAUCGACAACGUGCGUCGACUUUUUCGUUCUAUAUUAAGCAUGCUGCGAAUUUCAAAUUUUAAAAGUGGAAUAUGCUGACCUUAAGAGCUCCUUUUAAUCUUUUUUCUCUCGUUUUUUCAAUGCGAAUUCCGUUAUCACAAGGGAAGUCACUUUGCUUUGCGGUUUGGGAUUUUGUUGAAAAUUGGCCAGACAACUUCUUAAACAAGCGGAAUGCCUGAGAAUCUUAACCUGCAAAACUUUUUGUUUUUCAGAAAUUAAGGCUCAAAGUCCGAAAAAGUAGGCCAUUUUGCUACUUCGAGUUCUCAUAAUUCAAAAACUAGAAUUUUGUGCAGGUAUAAACUCUUCUUAUCAUCAUCUGGUACACCCAGGAGUGUCCUGGUCAAUUUUCAAUGAAUCCGCAAAGUAAAAUGACUCUCCUUGCCAGAGUUAAUCUGCCCACAUUUGAAAGUUUUAAAACAAUGGACACUUAGUCUUACUAGGAAGGUUAUUUUAGUUUGCAGUUGGGAUUUUCCUGCAAAUUAGUCAGAACGCUCCUUGAUUUACCAGAAGACGGUUCUGAAAGUUUCAACCUGCAUAAUUUCCUCGUUUUUGAAAAAAAGACGCCUCAAGUCAAAGAAAACCCUCAAAAUCCAUUUAAAUGGACUAUUGUGAGGCUUCAGGCCUUUAUUUCUUGUAAAGUGGGAGGUGGUGAAGGUUGAGACCUUCAGGAUUCUGGCUUGUUUUCAAGGAAUUUUCAACCGCAAAGCGAAAUUACCUUCCUUGUUAAAGGGUGUUCCCUAUUUUGAACCGAAUGGCGUCAACUGUUUUUGGUAUCCCCUCUAGAUUUUUCGGAAAGGGUCAAGUUGAAUCCUAAAAAUCGUGUUUUACAACAUAUUUGAUUUAUAGAAAAAGUUAUCAUGACGCCUUUUUUUCCCAACUCAUCCUAAACCCAAAUGGCGCAGAACAAGUCUGCGCCUAAUGGAGUCAUAUUCUUAUUGAACUCAUUGAUUCCAUACGUACUUUGUUAGUACUCAUUUUUGCUGGUACAAAAAAGUCAUGAUGAUUUUUUUUUAAAUCAGAGGUUUUCACGCUUCUUCUUGUCACUGUUAUUCGAAUUAUAAAGCAAAAUACUUCUAGCCUAAAAGGUCAACAACUGAAAAGAGUUUCAGGGUGGCGAAGAAGAGAUUCCCGCGGAGGCGCUGGACUUCAACCGAAAAAUCCUGCACACGGCGUGGCAUCCUUCGGACAACAUCAUCGCACUCGCCGCCACUAACAAUCUUUACGUUUUCUCCGACAUCUGA